AAAAAAAAAAAAAAAGACUCUCUCCCCCCAUAGGCGGGGGUUAGAAUCACUGCCACCAACCCACCAACCCACUCCCACCCAGGGUAAAAAAGAAAAUUCAACCCUGGGAUCUUUUUUUUUUUUUAUAUUUUUUCCCAUUUCGACAAGAUAAUUAGACUAUGCAUCCUCCUUUAGAAGCUCAUAAACAAGAAGGUUGUGACGACGUUAUUCAAGCGUUGGACGAUUGUCAUCGUGCUGGUACAUUUAACAAGUUCAUUGGAACGUGUAAUGCAGCCAAGACAGCUGUGGACAAGUGUCUCAAGGAAGAGUUUCUUGUGAUGCGUGCUGCCAAUAAAGGUGUUGCACAACAAAAGAGAAAAAAGAUGGAGGAAAUCUGGAAAAAGAUUGAUGAACCACCUGCUUAUUUAAAGGAAGAGCAAUAAUUAAAGAAAAAAAAAAAAAGCUACCCAAACAUGUAAAUAAACGUUUUUUUUUGAACUAAAAAAGUGUGUGACACAAGUGUCUGGGAACCUCCUCUCCCCCUCUCUCUCUUUCCAUCUCAGCAUAGAGAUGGCGUUUUACAAUGUCUAACGUCAAAAAAGGUCCAAUGAGAAAGAACAUAGUAAGCCACAAUGGACAUAGAAACUCCACCCCCUCUCUUUGUGUAAUAUUAUGGACGAUCUUUUUUUCUUUUCUUAAACUCUUUUCUUUCCCUU
Molecule: messenger RNA, 695 nt
Organism: Mucor mucedo
Lineage: Eukaryota; Fungi; Mucoromycota; Mucoromycetes; Mucorales; Mucoraceae
Exons: 2
Coding region: 159-422 (87 amino acids)
Cellular component (GO): mitochondrion
Source: RefSeq, a predicted model, not a curated record